AUGGCCACCACCUUGACCAAGUACCUCAGCAAGGAGGACAGCACGCUCCUCGACCUGUUCGACGCGGCGGCCUACGUCCCCAAGCGGCAGCGCCAUCCACCUCCCCCACUUGAGCCACCUGCUCCCGCCGCCGCCCUCGGCUCGCACAAGCGCACGGCCAGCACGGCAUCGCGGCGCAGCAUCGCCUCGUUCGUCCACGACCGGCUCAUGGGCCAGUCGGCCUCGCAGCGCCCCUCGCGCGCCGCCUCGAUCCGGUCGCAAGCCUCGGUCGUCGCCCUCCCGCCGCUCCUCUCGCUCCCGAGCGAGCUCCUCCUUUACAUCCUCGAGCUCGCCCUCCCUCCGACCCACACGCGUGCGACGGCGCGCGAGCGCAGCGCCACCCUCGCCCGCAUCGCCCUCGUCCACCCGGUCCUGCGCGCCUACGCCCAAGGCGAGCUGUUCUCGACCGUCUUUGUCACGUCCGAGGACAUCGUCGCUCGCCUCACUCGGUCCACCUGCGUCCCCAAGUCGCGCGGCAACGCCCUCGGCAAGCAGAUCCGCACCCUGCGCGUCACGGGCGACCUCCAGGCGGGCGACGGCAACAAGGCGCUCGAGGCGCUUGUCGACCAGCUCAAGGGCCUCGACACGCUCUCGCUCGAGGACCUCGACGGGCUCGAGCUGCGCAACUUUGCGAUCCACCCUUCCUUGCGCCACCUGUCCGCCACGCGAUGCGGCUUCCGUUCGCGGUUCCGGUCGUUCGAGGCGCGCAGAGCAUCGCACUUGCGCUCCCUCGCCCUCACCAACUGCACGGCGCAGCACGACGCGUUCGCGGGCUUCACGACGCCUGAACUCGUCAAGCUGCGCGUGUGGGACAUGUCGUUGCCGCCGCCGACACCGAUGGCGACGGUCGAGGAAAGCGAGGCGUGCCGCACGGUCGCGCACGAGGCGGCGUCGCGCCUCGAGGACGUCGCGUGCGACUUUCAGCACCUCGCCUACCUCUUUCCGGCGCCGCGCCACCACCCGCCCCUUUUCCGCCGCACCGCCCCAGUCGCGCUCCGCCACCUCGUCCUCGUCAAGCUGUCGUCCCUCUCGCGCGCCCUCGAGACCCUCCCGUCCGCCGCCGCCAAAACCCUCUCGAGCCUCCACCUCGUCCCGACCCCCUCGUUCCUCCCUCACUGCACCUCGCCCGACCGCGCCGAGGCGCACUUUGCCGCGCUCGUCGCGCCCUUCCAGCCGGGAGGAGCGACGGCCGCCGUCGCGCCGGGCAAUGCGAGCGUGCACGCCGCGCUCGCCUCGCUGCGCAUCCUGCGCCUCGACUGGCGUUACUCGGCGUGGCUCGCGGCGCCGCCUGCACUCCCGACGGCGCCUCUCGCCGGGCGCGCGCUCCUGUUCGGCGGCGGUGGUGGCUCCGGUACAGGCCCGCAGCCGCCGCCGCCGUCGCCCGCCGAGUCGGCCGCACUCGCGCACGCGCUCGGGCACGCGCACCUCGUGCGCCUCGUCGAGCGGUGCUCGGCGCUCGGGAUCGACGUGCGGUUUGACUCGCUCGAGGGCGAGGCCUCGCCGCCGACCACGACCGCCCCACCCCACGAGCCGACUGCCGCGACGCUCGGUGAGUCGCUCGAGCUCAGCAGCACCCGCCAGCACCGCCGCGUCGAGCCUCGAGUGCCGUCCACCCCGCUCGCCCUGCCGGGAGGUUGGUCCGGGCCGACGAGCCGUCCAGCGCGGGCACCACGGUCCAAGUCCGACGACGGCGCCGCGCAAUGGCGUCUACAGCGUCGCAGCAACGCCGGCGACGAGCAAAAUCCCGACAGCGACACGGACGACCAAGCGCUCCUCCUCCCUCCGCCCUUCCUCGCCGACGACUCCCCGCGAGAAACGUUCGAUGGCCUUCUCGGCACCCGUCGCGCCCGAUCCCUCUCGAAGCAGCAGCGCACGCACGACCGCCUCUUCGCGCAGGGCCGCGCACCGCCUGCGCCGUUCCCCGGCGGGCUCAUCACGGCCGCCAUCAAGGUCGUGCGUGUCCUUGGACCGCCGGGAGGGUACGACGCGUCGCGCAGUCGGCGGCGGGCGGAUGAGGCCAAGGGCGAGGGCAAGGGCAAAGGGCUGUCGCUCGAUGAGGCAGCGCAGCGCCUCGAGGACGCGUUCGUGCGAGGGAGCGGAGCGGGCCGGGAGGGACGAGAAGCCGAGGGCAAGUUCGAGGAGCGGCAGCGGCGGCGGCUGAGGAGGGCCGAGAGCGGGCUCAGGGCGUACGAGCUCGGGAGCGAGGUGGGGAGGCGCGUCGCGGGUCGUCUCGAGCGGCAUCGCAGCCGACGAGACGUCGUCGACCCGGACGCGGCGGUUGUCGACGCGUCGACAUCGCCCGAGGCGGGCGAGCAGGUCCUCGCCGCCGUCACCCCGGCCGCGCUCCUCGGCUCGCCGCCAGUUAGCCCCUUCCUCGCCUCGCCUCUCGUGCAACCUUACCAGCACGACGGCGACGGCGACGACGACCACCCACUCGUCCCUCCCUCGGCUCCCCCUCUUCGCCCAACGACCAACCCCAACCUGCCGUCAUUCCCCACCAUCUCAACCCCGCUCACCCUCGAGCCUGCCGCGCUCGACGACUACUUCGGCCUUCACCGGCGCACGAGUUCGAGGCGCGCCUCACUCGCGUCGUCGUCGCCGCGACAGCGGUCGGCCUUCCUCCCCUCGUCUUCGAGCACGCGCGCGCCUUUCGUCCUGCGCGGCAUCCCUUCCCGCGCGACGACGACUCGCCGGCACCUCCUCGACAUCUUUAUCUUGCUCCUCAUCGGCUCGCCACCUCGCCCAUCGUCAGCCGGGCUCGACACGUCGUUCGCCUCGGUCGGCGGCAUCCUCGGCGUCACCGUCCACGCCAUCGGCUUCGUCUUCUUCGUCGCGUACCACUUCUCGACGCUCGUCGUCGCGAGUGUCGUCGGCCUUCGCCAGUCGGCGACGUUCCUGUACUGGGUGUGGAUGAACCUGAGCGGGCGCACCGAGGUCGCGAGGGCGUUCGUCGAGUACUGGCGGGCGUGCAGGGCCGAGUGGGACAGGGUCGUCGACGAGGACGGCGAGGAGCGGAUCGGGCUAUGGAGUGUCGGGCAGGGACUCGCGGAGCUCGCUGUUCUGCAGAGCAUGACGCACUCGAGAUGGCUGCGCGAGGGUCCAGGUCAACUCGUCCUCCUCAACGGCGGCGGCCUCGUCAAGAACGGGCUCUCGACGCCUCGUGUCGGCCCGCAGCGGCGCAGGCGCAGCCUCGUGCCCAAGCGCCCAUCCAUCGCCAAGCGGCAGCAGUCGUACCGCUGGACGGGCGACGGCGACGAGGAGGACGGCGCAGGUCUCGUCGUCACGAGCCGGCGAGACGGCGUUCUUGUCGGCUCGCUCAUCUCGCGCGAUGACCCCGACUCGCCGCCACUACAAGGGUUCGUCGCGUCGCCGCCUCAGAUCGACGUCGCCUCGACGAUCGGGCAGCGGCUCGACGAGGAGCCACCGCCACUCGAACUCGACGGCCCUUCCCUCCUGCCCUCCUCGCCUCCCUUACCUCCCGUCCGCGAGAAUCGCGACCCUAUCGUCGACCUCGUCUCGCUCAUCAAGCGCACGUGCCGCCUCUCGACCGCCUCGUACGGCCUCCACACCCUCAUCCCCUCGCCGCCGACCCCGCUCCUCACGCCCUCGGGUAAGACGCUCCCGCAGCGCGUUUUCGCGCACCUCGGCGGCGUUACCGAUCAUCGCGACGUGCUCCACGUCGCGAUCCAGCAGCGGUACACGGGCCUGCCGUCGGCGACCGGCGACGGCGAGGACGAGGCGUCGAGCUACUCGCCGGCCAUGUUCCUGCUGCGCGACGACGUGCGCGGCGAGAUCGUCGUCGUCUUUCGUGGCACGCAGUCACUCGCCGACCUCCGCACCGACCUCGACAGCUCGCUCGUCUCGCUCGACCUGCCCGACCUUCCUCCUGCGACUUCUUCCGAGCCUGGCCUCGCCCCAGCACUCGACGACGCCUCCUCGACGACCUCCUCGACGCCGUACCGCAUCCAUUCCGGCAUCCUCUCGACGGCGCAGCACCUACUCUCGCCCUCGUCCUCCUCGACCACACCCUCUCCGCUCCUUCCCUCCCUGCGCGCGAUCCUCGCCGCCCAUCCUCGCUACGCCCUCGUCCUGACGGGCCACUCGCUCGGUGCCGCACUCGCGAGUACGGUCGCGCUCCUCCUCGGCGCCUGGGACGCCGAGUCGCGAUCUUGGGUCGUCCGGCCCGACGCCGGGCUCGACCACGAGGGCGCGCCAGCUCGAGGUGCCGUCGACAGUCAACGGUCGACAUGGCGUCGUCCGCUGCGCGCCGUGUGCUUCGCGCACCCGACGACGCUCAACGCCCCGCUCGCCGCACGGUGCGCGUUCCCCUCGCCGACCGACAGCGCCGACAACGUCCCGCUCGUCAUCAACGUCAGCCUCGGCGCCGACGUUAUCUGUCGCAUGGGCAUCCCGCACGUGCGCGACGUGCGGCGCGUCGUCGGGCGGCUCGACCGGGCGAGGCGGGCAUCGAGCGGUGGGCAGGGCGUGCUCGGCGCGUGGAGAGCGUGGCGCAAGGCGACGGGUUCGGGCGACGAGGACGAGGCGACAAGGCUCGAGGAGUACGCGUGGAGGGCGAGGGCAUCGGCCGAGGGCUGGGCGAGCGAGGCGGCGGCGCACGAGGAGGACGAGGUCGAGGCGGCCGUGCCGGCAGGACGGGCCUAUCACCUCGAUCGGCUUCCUGAUGCUCUCGAGCAGCAGCGGCGCGACGAGCUCGGCGAGGAGGACGACGGCGAGGACGGUCACGGGCUGUGGGGCCUGUACGAGGUGGGCGACCCGAGGCGGUUCUUCCGGCUGCCGCUCUUGCGGAGCGACCUCCUCGCGCACCACAUGCCGCAGCUGCACGGCGACGUGUGCGACUCUCUGUAG
Molecule: messenger RNA, 4905 nt
Organism: Rhodotorula graminis WP1
Lineage: Eukaryota; Fungi; Basidiomycota; Microbotryomycetes; Sporidiobolales; Sporidiobolaceae
Exons: 6
Coding region: 1-4905 (1634 amino acids)
Biological process (GO): lipid metabolic process
Source: RefSeq, a predicted model, not a curated record